Messenger RNA from Phacochoerus africanus (Common warthog), 1008 nucleotides. Its product is annotated as translation initiation factor IF-2-like. The record is from RefSeq and is a predicted model, not a curated record. The transcript is spliced from 2 exons. Bases 1 to 1008 code for a protein of 335 amino acids. NCBI's taxonomy places the organism in Eukaryota, Metazoa, Chordata, Mammalia, Artiodactyla, Suidae.
AUGGAAUAUAUGCAAGAACAACAACUUAAAAAGGAAGUACACCAGGUUAGAGCCACUCCAAAGGGUAAAGCUAGACCCAAUGACUGGAAAAUCCAGGAAGUCAGACUUCAUUAUGAAAAAGUAGAAAGGGCUUUUGAAGAAAAACAGCCCAUACAGAUCAGGGAAUGGAAAGAGGACAGAGGGAAAAAUAAUCCAAGUGUCAAAAUUUGGAGGCGGGGCAUUCCAGGAUGCCCGCCCCUAAAAUACACUCAACGCAAAAAGGCACCUGAGGGUCGGGAGCUCGCGGGUGUCCGCACGGACGCAGGGAGCGAGGACGCCGCCUCUCCCCCAGAAGUCCCUCAGAAACCGGACCCAAAGUGCCGGCAGCCCGGGACACCCGGCCGCGUCUAUGCCGCCCGGAGGCCGGGAAGCGCGGCACCUCGGAGAACCCCGGGAGGGCCGCAGGCGAGCGAGGCGCCCCAGCGGGCUGGAGGGCCGGUGUCCUCCGCGCGGACAGGAAGCGCGGCGCUGGCACCAGAGUCACGGGCGCCGCAGGCUGCGGCGGGCAAGAGCGCGCCGCCGGGCCGCGCGGGGGCACCUCGGCGGCCCGCCUCGACCGCGCCGCCCCUCAGCCGCGCCGCAUCCGGGUCCCGCGCCGUCGCACUCACCUGCCCGGGGCUCCGCCGCCGCCGCCGGUUCCCGGAUCCGGGUGCGCGGUCAGCAGCCCAGGCCACCGCGACCGUCCAGCUGCAGCGCCCCCAUCCCCGUCUCAGUCCCCGCCCGCCUGACUCGCGCAGCGCUACACUAGCCCGCCGCCCACUGCCAUGGCCCGCUCCGCCGCCUUCGCCGCCGCUGAACCACCGAUUCACGGAGCACGCGCGCGCCGCCGCCGUGCUGCGCGCGCGCCCGCGCCCGCCUCCCAGGCCCGCCUACCGGCAGCCCCCGCCCCGCCCCGCGCGCCGCUCUGGCCAAUCCCCGAUCUGCGGGCCGGUCUGGGCCGGGCUAGGUCGGGCCGGGCCGGGCCAGUAG